AAUCACUUUCCAGUGUUAACUUAUUAACCUACAGUCAUUUAGUUGUGUCUGUUGACGACGGAAGGGAGUAAAAUCCGAAAACAAAUCAGAUAUUAUUGGAGGAAAAAACAAUUUAAUUUUUAUUUGUAAAUCAAUUUGACUUCCAAACCCAAACUAGACAUCAGAACUUUACUGGCAAUAGGUAAAAUCUACCACUUGAAGCCACCAUACACCUCUCCCAGGGAGGUGUUCAAAGCCAGGGACAGAAAAACAAAGCAAGUGGUCGCUAUGAAGAAAGUCUUGAUGGAGAAUGAAAAAGAAGGGUUCCCAAUCACAGCCCUAAGGGAAAUCAAAAUCCUGCAACAACUUAAGCAUGAAAAUGUUGUCAACUUGAUAGAGAUCUGCAGAACAAAAGCAACCCCCUACAACCGAUACAAAAGCACCUUCUACCUGAUCUUCGAAUUUUGUGAGCAUGAUCUGGCUGGACUCUUGAGUAAUGCUAAUGUCAUGUUCUCCCUCGGCGAGAUAAAAAAAGUCAUGCAACAACUGCUGAACGGACUGUAUUACAUUCACAGUAACAAAAUCCUCCACAGAGACAUGAAAGCCGCAAAUAUUUUAAUAACAAAGAUGGGAAUUCUCAAGUUGGCGGACUUUGGACUAGCUCGAGCAUUGAGUCAUAUUUCAAAGUAUACAAACAGGGUUGUCACAUUGUGGUAUAGACCUCCAGAGUUGUUACUUGGUGAGAGGAAUUAUGGCCCUCCAAUUGAUAUUUGGGGUGCAGGAUGUAUUAUGGCAGAAAUGUGGACAAGAUCGCCCAUUAUGCAAGGGAAAACGGAACAACAUCAGUUACAGUUGAUUAGUCAGCUGUGCGGCUCAAUUAAGCCCGAAGUUUGGCCUGGGUGUGAUAAACUUGAAAUGUAUAACAAGCUGGAAGUUCCUGAUGGACAGAAGAGGAAGGUCAAGGAAAGGUUAAAGCCUUAUGUGAAAGACCAAUAUGCCCUUGACCUUUUGGACAAGUUGCUAUGCCUUGACCCCUCAAAAAGAAUUGACUCAGACUCAGCGUUAGAUAGCGCAUUCUUCUGGGAGGAUCCCCCACCGCAGGAUGUUAGCAGAAUGCUUGCCCAGCACUCUACAUCAAUGUUUGAGUACCUGGCUCCACCCCGUCGGCCCCAGGGGGCAGGACGACCUCAGAUGCCUAUUCAGGUCCGCCCUAAUCAGAACAUGGACCAGCACUUUGAACGAGUGUUCUGAAGAACUCGAAUUUGCCAAGUAUUUGUGUAUAAUUAUGUUUUGAUUUUGUGAGAGUAAAAUAAAUAAUUUAAGUUCAUAAAACAGUACUGAUCUAUGUGUGAAUGCCAUUGCUAGCUAUUCUUGUUAAAAGUACAUGUUUUAUUGGAAAUACCUCAAAGUAAAUUUACGUUGCAUGGUCACACUGUUUCCACAUUAUUUUCCAUCAUUUCUAGGAGUAAGGCUGUUUUGAACUAUCUGAAUCAGUGUAUCAAAAGUCUUGAUAACAGAUGGCAAACGCCACAAGUUUGUAUAUUUAUAAGUUGCCGAUGAAAUUAAAGGUUGUUAGCAAAUUUUUUAUCUUUACUUGUACUUGUAGACACCCUGAUACUCAUAUAUAAUAAAUCACUUGGGGAGUGGCUUUGUACCUGCCACUCUCAAAUUUAGGGUUUAAGCUGGGUUUUAUAAAGGACUGGGUGCUGCUGCAAAAGAGGGAAAGGGGGUUAAUGAGAAAAGAGAACAUGGUAUCAUGCGAUGCAGGGCUUGAACAUAAUAAAUUUGACAAAAAAAUGCUACAAAUUGUAAUUGAAGUAAUAUAAGGUUUCAAUUGCCGAAAAUGUCAAGGUUGUAUCAGUUUAUAAUAGCAUUGUACGUUUAAAAA
Mya arenaria is the source of this 1867-nucleotide messenger RNA. RefSeq names its product cyclin-dependent kinase 9-like. Gene Ontology annotation, biological process: protein phosphorylation. Lineage: Eukaryota; Metazoa; Mollusca; Bivalvia; Myida; Myidae. The record is from RefSeq and is a predicted model, not a curated record. The coding region runs from base 268 to 1230 and encodes 320 amino acids. Gene Ontology annotation, molecular function: ATP binding; cyclin-dependent protein serine/threonine kinase activity. The transcript is spliced from 4 exons. Gene Ontology annotation, cellular component: nucleus.